AUGUCGAUUAACGAUCUACAAACGGGAGGUUUAUUUGCGACGCAGUGUUCAAAUCCCAGCCUGGGUACAUUGAAUGCCUUGGUAUCGCUUUUAGUGGAGGGAAUUUUAUCAGCUCAGUGUGAGAUUUCCAAACGGGAUGACUGGCCAGAGGAUUAUGCGGAAGAGGCUUUAAGACGAGGCCUGGAGGAUUAUGAUUUUGUGGUGAUUGGUGCCGGUUCAGCGGGGUCUGUGGUGGCCAGUAGGCUAAGUGAGAAUCCGGAGUUUAAGGUUUUGGUGUUGGAGGCUGGUGGCGAUCCGCCACCAGAAUCGGAGAUCCCCGCUAUGUUUUUUGGAGUGCAAUUCACCAAUUCCAGUUUUGCCUAUUUCCCCGAGCCAAAUGGCCGUGCCUGCAGGGCCUUUAAAAAUGAACGCUGCCACUGGCCUAGGGGAAAAAUGCUGGGAGGCAGCGGAGCCAUUAAUGCCAUGUUGUAUGUCAGAGGUAAUCGUGCGGAAUAUGACAGAUGGUGUAAGGAUGGCAGUGAGGGUUGGUGUUAUGAUGAGGUGUGGCCCUAUUUCCAAAAGUCUACAACUCCCCAGGGAAAUCCAAACGACCCCAAGGGUUAUGUAAGCUUGAAUGAUUUUGGAGAUUUUGAUCGGCAUGUGGUGGAGUUGAUAACUGAAGCAGGACGAGAAUUGGGAGUACCCAAGGUGGAGGAUUUUGUGGAGGGUAGUUAUGUGGGUUAUGCCCACAUUAAGGGUACUGUGACAGAGGGAAGGCGUGGUAGUACCGGUAAGGGUUAUCUGGCCAAGGUGGCAAAGUUUCGCCCGAAUUUGAAAAUCAUUAAAAAUGCCUUUGUCACGAAAAUUAAUUUCAAUGGGGAAGGAGAUCGUGUGGAUUCCAUUGAAUUUAAACUGCGGGAUAAACACACCAUGAAGGUGAGGGUAACCAAGGAGGGCAUACUCUCAGCUGGGGCCAUUGAUUCCCCUAAACUUUUAAUGUUAUCCGGAGUGGGACCCAAGCAGGUUCUACAGCCCUUAAAUAUACCACUCAUCCACAAUCUACCGGUGGGUGAGAAUUUACAGGAUCACAGUUUGACCUUGACAUUCCUGCGAGUACCUGCCGAUCCGCCAAAUCCCAAACAAAUGCUCGAUGAUAUCUAUCAAUAUGUGGUACAUCAAAAGGGUCCGAUGAGUUCGAUUGGCAGCACCCCCUUGGUGGCAUUUUUGCAAACCGAUCCCACAAAGUCUCCCCUCUAUCCUGAUGUGGAAAUGCAUCAUCUUUCCUUUAAUCGUGGCAAUUUGUUGGGUAUGCAGCUUCUGCUGGAUGGCUUCUCCAUGAAGGAGGAAUAUAAAAAGGUGUUGAUGAAUGAAAUCGAGAACUUUGAUAUGGUAGCGGUAUUUGUAUUGGUCGCCCAUCCCAAAUCACGGGGGAGUUUGAAAAUAAAAUCUACUUCUCUCAAUGAUCAUCCUCUAAUCGAUUCGGGCUAUUUUGCUGAUCCCUCUGAUAUGGAGGUACUGCUAAGAGGCAUGAAUUAUGUCAAUAAAUUGGAACAGACCCAGGCCUUUAGGCAGAAGCAGGCUGAGAUUGUCCACAUCCCGAUUGAGGAAUGCGAUCGUUACGAAUUUAAAUCCCCGGAAUAUUGGCGUUGUUAUGCCACCUAUUUUACUUCGACUUGCUAUCAUCAGGUGGGUACUAUUAAAAUGGGUUCUGCCGAGGAUCCCAAAAGCUGUGUUGAUCCUCAGCUCAAGCUGAAGGGUGUCCGGAAUCUUCGAGUGGUAGAUGCCUCCAUUAUGCCUUUUGUUUCGAGUGGUAAUACAAAUGCUCCGACCAUUAUGAUUGCCGAAAAAGCAGCAGAUCUUAUCAGAAGGCAGUGGGAGGGUAAGGAUGGCGAGGAGGGGCAGCAAGGGGAUGUGGGUUAUAAAACCGAAUUGUAA
Musca vetustissima is the source of this 1914-nucleotide messenger RNA. Its product is annotated as glucose dehydrogenase [FAD, quinone]-like. Gene Ontology annotation, molecular function: ecdysone oxidase activity; flavin adenine dinucleotide binding. NCBI's taxonomy places the organism in Eukaryota, Metazoa, Arthropoda, Insecta, Diptera, Muscidae. The record is from RefSeq and is a predicted model, not a curated record. The coding region runs from base 1 to 1914 and encodes 637 amino acids. The transcript has 2 exons.